Messenger RNA from Spodoptera frugiperda (fall armyworm), 703 nucleotides. RefSeq lists its product as uncharacterized. Bases 167 to 562 code for a protein of 131 amino acids. NCBI's taxonomy places the organism in Eukaryota, Metazoa, Arthropoda, Insecta, Lepidoptera, Noctuidae. The transcript is spliced from 2 exons. The record is from RefSeq and is a predicted model, not a curated record.
UCAUACAUAGACCAUGCUUCAUUUCUUAACUGUCAAACCCGAAUCUCAAUUUGUAUGUCCAUCCAUCUCUUAUUUUUAUUCCUUGUUCCUUGUGAAAUAAAAAUUUGUUCGUUUUCUAUCCGACAUAUCGAAUUUUACAAAGUUUAACGAAGAAAUACAGGAACCAAUGACGUUUGGGAGAAUCGCCAACUUUAAUUGGAUUAAUUGUAUUGAAAGUAAUGGGACUAACAUAAUUCGUACUAUGACAGAAAAUAGAAAAAGAUCUCGCGAGGACGACUCGUGUGAAUUUAUGCCAUUGUCAAAGAGGAUAAACAAUUUGCAUAUCAAUAACAACUUGAAUACGGUUGUUCCUCAAGCACAGGAUGCUAGUCAUAGUCAAAUUAAUGGAAUAAAUACGGAAAAUGGAAUCUCAUCACCAAGCUCUUCAUCAGGCUCGGAACGAAGACCGAGCUAUGACCCUGGAAUGAACUCCACUCAAAGUAGUUAUUAUUAUGACAAUAAGCUUUUAUUCGAAUUACAUUUAGAGAGAAUACAAAGAUGUGGCCAACAAUUUCCAUAUUAGUUAUAGAUUUAGUGGUAUUGGUACCUGAUUAAGUUUUGUGUAUGAUGUGUAUUGUUUGUUACUUCUAGUAUUAAUUAGUACCUAUUUAGUAAUUAAAUUGUAAUUAUUGUAACUUUUUUCAAUUAAAAUUGUUGAAGCAUG